AUGGGUAAUACUGAUUCUAGAUUAAAUGCGUUGUAUCGUGAGCAUGUCUUUAAAAUAGCAGGUCAUGAGAAUGGAGAUAUUCCUAUAUUUAAAACCGACGAUUCCAAAAAUGUUCGUUUGAAAGACUUGAUUGCACUUUACAACUCAAAUAUAUUAAUUGAUGACACGCAUUUUAAUGAAUUUUAUUUGGAGUUUGUAAUUGCAGGGACAGAACUGAAAUUCUCUUUGUUAAAUGAUAUCAUUAAUAAUGAUGAAUUGAGAGAAAUAAUGAAAAGAAAUGAAAAUAAUUAUUUGAAUUUAAUUAGAUUUACUGCGUUACAAAUUUAUAAUUUAUCAAAUUCAUUAAACGUUCCAUCUAUUGAACUUCUAAAAUUUAGGCUAUCUAGAUUAUUGUGUUGUGUAAGGAUUCUAACAAAGUUGUUACCUUUAUAUUUUGAAUAUGAAAGAGAAAAUAAUAGAUGUUUGAAUGGUGCUGAUAUAUUUUGGUCAAAUGAUGCAAGAGUUCUCUUCGGCCUGGGAUAUGAUGAUGAUGAAGAUAUUAGUGACGAAGAUGAUAACCAAGAAGAUUUACAAAAUGAAAAGAUCGUCAACGAUAAAAAUAUAAUUGAACCGCUUGGUGUAAAUAUUCUUAAGGCAUGUUUGAAACUUUUAUUCAUUGAAGGAUUCACCAUACCAGCAGAUGGUUCACCUGGUUCAGUAUCUUACUUACUUUGGGAAAAUGGUAUUAGUACACAAGAUAGUUUAUAUCAUAAACAAAAUCCAAAAGUUGAUUCUAACAGAUUAGAGAUUAUUAAUUUGUUAUUAUCAUUAUGUUCAGUCGAUUUGUAUGCAAAACAAGCCUCGAAAUCAAAGAAUUACUUUCUCUAUUGCUUUUCUAAUUUAAUGCCAGAGUACGAUAGUAUAUGCCUAAUUGCCUCUAUUAUAAAUGUCACUUGCAGAUUCUGUUCAAAUUAUCAAACUGAAAUGAAUUUACCUUAUAAAGGUGUACCCAUAAAGGUAUCACAACAGCAACAAUAUCCUCAACUAAGAUCGUCAUUCAUAAUGUCAUCUUUGCAAUUAUUGAAUAUUAUAACUUCGAAGUAUUGGAUUGAGAUUGAACAAGAAAUCGUUGAAGAAUUAGUGAAACUGAAAAUUAUCACUGAUUCUUCACAAAUUAAUAACAUUGCAUUAUCAUAUACAUCAACUAUCAAUAAAGAACAUGACCUUAAAUUACUUUUAUCAGCAUUCGCUAGAAUUUUUAAGUACCCUAUUGAUUCAGCAAUUAAAAAUGAAACCUCACCUUUUGGAUCAUUCUCGUCCAAGACACAAAAUAAUGCAUAUAAUAACUAUCAUCCAAAUAAUAAUCCUAAUAUUGUAAAUCAUAAUGGUGAAAAACAAAACAAUAACAAUGGUAAUAACUACAGUAAUAAUGAGAAUAACAAUAAAGCAGCACAAAACGGUAAUAAUUCAUAUAAUAAUAUAAAUAUGGGCCCAAAUACAAGAAAUGUUGGAACGGACAGUGAUUCCAAUAAUAAUAUAGCACCUCUGCCAAUACUACCUCAAAUUUUUAGUGACAUUAUUAUAUUCACGCUAAACCUAAUGAAUAAUAAUAAAAAUUUUGAAAACUAUGUUGCAGACAAAUUAGCAAACAAAUUGGUUUUGUUCUCAAUAUAUUAUGUCAGCUACUACUCACAAAGCAUAGAAAUACAUAGUACAGUAAUUCCAUUGAUCUCUACAUUAUCACUUUAUUUAACUUCUAAGAAGUUAGUUCUAUCAAAGAUGUUAGAAACAUUUACAACUGAUUACUAUACAAACAAAUUGCCAAAUUUUUUUAAAAUUACAUCAAAUGUUAACAUUGAGAAUUUAACCUAUAGAGAUUUUGCUAUUGUACAUUUAUCGAACAUUAUUAUGAACGAUGUUAGAGAUAAUAUUCAACCACGUCCUUGGUGUUACCAAAUGUUAUACAAUCUAAUACAAAUCCCUUCCAAUUUAAGGGAUAAUGAAUUAGUAACACUUUCAGGUAAGCGUAGCAGUAUCAACUCAUCUAAUAACAAUCGUCGUAUUAGUUAUAAUACUUCGACUAUUAUUAUAACACUUUUAGCCAAAUUAUCUUCCAUGAAUUAUCUGUCUACCUAUUCGACUAGCGUUUAUGGAAAAAAUUUUAAAAGCUCUUAUAGAUAUUCCCCUGGUUACAAAAUGGAUCUAUUAUCACUUUUAUUAAGAUCUGUUACAAAUUACAUUAUUCAUUCUUAUGAAGAUGCGGUUAAUUUAGCAUUUGCGUUGUGUAGACAUCAAAGAGUCUUGCUACAACUUCGAGAAACAUUAUUAAUGAUAGGAAAAACAGUAGAUGGAAAUGGAAAUAUUGAUGACCCAAAUAUAAUACAGUUGAAAGACUAUUAUGAUUUUUCAUUAAACCCUCUGUUAUUAAAAACUGGUGUACCCGGGCAUAAACAACCAUCUCUUCUUAAAAGGGCAACUAAUAACAAUUACAAUAAUGGCAAUGGUAUUACCAACAAUACCAAUAACAGAUUAAAAUGGUCAUAUGAAAGUACUAAUACCAACAUUAAUAGUGCAGAAGUGAUAGGGCAAAUGAUACUAUUGGAUAGAAAAUUGAAAAGAGAAUCUUCAAAUGGCCCAGAAACGAACGAAGAUAAUGUUAAUACUAAUUUAAACGCAUAUAAAACUGGGAUCAAUUCAAUCUCCUUUGAUCAAGAAAAUAUAUCAAAUAGAAGUUCUUCUGAAAAUCUGGAUAAUAGUAGCAAUCAAGAUAUGACAAGAACAAGAAGUAAUUCUAUAACCGCCGCCACAAAGGUACGAGAAAUAUUUGAGCAUAUGAAUUAUUAUGAAAAUUUGUCAUUGAAUAAUAGACAAACUUUUGCCUCCCUAGCAGCACCUUUCCCAGUAGACCUUUCAAAUAUUGCUAAGAGUAAACAAUUGGCCAAAAAUAAUUUUAUUAAAAGCUUUGCCUCUUAUUCUUCUUUCAAUUUAUUAGUUAAAAUAAUAAAAAUUUUAGUUAAAAAAUUCCCUACUAUAACAUCCAUCAAAACUUCAGAAUAUUUCAAUUUGCUUCAAAGAAUUGGAAAAUUUGAAGGUGAAUUUUUAACUGAGAUUAAGGUAUUCUUACCGACCUACCAUGAAAAUGUUAAUGAAUUUGUUCCACUAGCAUUAGAUAUAUCCAAUAAGAAUGCAUGUUUAAGGAAAUGGUUUUACAUUUUAUGUUGGGGAGCAAUUUUUGAUACUCACAGUGGUCUAUAUAAUACUUCAGAAAAUACUUUCGAAUCUACCAUCAACGCAGUUUCAUCGUCGACAAGUAUUGAUUCACUUGGAAUUAUUUCUGGUAAAGAUAAUGCAAAUGAAUAUGGAUCCCAUUUGAAUGGUGAAAGAAAAAAUCCAGCAUGUCUUUACAAGACAAACAGUAAUAAUAGUGUGCUUACUAGCUACUUUUCCAAUCAAAGCAAUGAACUUUCUUCCCAAAUGCCAUUGGAUAUAAGUGACAUGCACUCAGCCAGUCCAAAGACUAAAUCGAGCGUUAUUAAGCAUAAAAGAUCUAAUAGUACAAGCAGUAACACUAUACUAUCGAAGUUUUCAUGGAGUAAUUUUACCAAAUCAGAUAAUGAUCAUGAUUCAAUUAUGGAAGAAGAGUAUGAUGAAGAUGAGUCUUCGACCCUUAACAGAAAUCCAGAGUCACAAUUUUAUUUCGAUAUCGGUUUAAUAAAGCCUAAUAUUUGGUCAAGUACUAGAAUUAGAUUAUUCUCUGUUGUUAAAGAAGAGAAAAAAGAAUUUUCAUUUUUAGAUAUGACGUCUUCCAUAUUGAAAAGGUUUAGGUUAGGUAACAAUAAUUCUGUCGAAACUGUCGGAUCACCAAAUGUUGCGAAUGCUGGUGGAUAUCAUACAUUGAAUCGUACUUACAGUGAUUCAAGUAUAAACUCAGGCAAUCAAAGGUCAAGGACGCCAAGGUCUCCUAAAGUUAAUAUUAGCAACUAUUCUUACUUCGGUUCACCUAAACUUUUAUAG
This is a messenger RNA of Tetrapisispora phaffii CBS 4417, 3993 nucleotides long. It is a transcript of the gene ECM30, whose product is annotated as Ecm30p. The coding region runs from base 1 to 3993 and encodes 1330 amino acids. The transcript has a single exon. Gene Ontology annotation, cellular component: Golgi medial cisterna; Golgi trans cisterna; membrane. Lineage: Eukaryota; Fungi; Ascomycota; Saccharomycetes; Saccharomycetales; Saccharomycetaceae. The record is from RefSeq and is a predicted model, not a curated record.